AUGUUUAAUUAAUUAUAAUUAGUAUUUUUUCGAUUUAACCAAUUUCUAUUAAUCAUCAAGAAGAAAAAAUGUGGUAUGAUAAUGGUAAUAAAUUGUGAUAUAUCAUAUUUACGAUCUGCAUUAGCCGAUAUAAAUUAAUUUCAAGAAGCAAUUUAAUGUUUUAACGAAGCCAUUUGUGUUAAUCCUAAAUAUGGUUUUGCAUUGAUUGGCAAGGGUAAUUUAUUUUUAUUGUAAAAUAUUAUUAGGUAAUGCAUUAGUAUCAAAUUGGAGCAAUAUCAAGAUGCAAUUAAUUGUUUCACCGAAGUUAUUUCUAUUAAUCUUAAAUCUGAUACUUCAUGGACUGGCAAAGGUAAUUUAAUGUUCAAUAUAAAAAAUAGGAUGUGCUUUAGGCAAUUUGUUUCAAUAUAAUGAAGCGAUUUAAUGUUUCAAUGAAGCCAUUUCUAAUAACCCGAAAUAUGCUGAUGCAUGGAAUUAGAAGGGUAAAAACUAUGUUCGAUUAAAAUAAUUAGGCAUUGCAUUAAAUAACUUGAAUCAAUAUUAAGAAGCAAUUGAAUGUCCCAAUGAAGCAAUAGCUAUUAACCCUAAAAAUGUUCAUGCAUGGAAUAACAAGGAUAAUUUAUUGUGA
Molecule: messenger RNA, 625 nt
Organism: Paramecium octaurelia
Lineage: Eukaryota; Ciliophora; Oligohymenophorea; Peniculida; Parameciidae
Source: the annotation of a GenBank genome assembly